Molecule: messenger RNA, 591 nt
Organism: Prorocentrum cordatum
Lineage: Eukaryota; Dinophyceae; Prorocentrales; Prorocentraceae
Source: the annotation of a GenBank genome assembly
GUGCUCGGCGACUGGAAGGAGAAGGCCCCUCAGGCCUCAAGUGCCCCCGCCUUGGACGAAUCCGAGACGCAGGCACUCAUCGGCAAGCUACAGAGGUUCAUGAGUAAUCUUUCGGAUAAGGACAAGGAUAAGAACACGAACAAACCAACUCGAUGCGCCAACAUGUAUCACUGCCAGGCGUUGGAAGCGUCGCUCCAUGCCAUCGCGGGCCUCGAACUCUCAAGAUUCAUGCCGAGGAGGCGAGCCGAGCGUCUGCAGAGCACGCAGCGGCGGUACUUCGUGUCCGAAGGCUCCUUGGGCGUUGCCCUGCGCCCGGGAAGCACUGCUGACAGUCGGCGCUCUUGCAUAGAAGACCGGGCUACUGGACAAAGGUGGAUUGAGGUCCCGCUCGACGUCGACAGCACCGGUUGCGUGGUGUAUCCCUGCCUGUUCUCUUGCAUCGACCAGGGAAGCGUUGGGUGGCCAACCCACACGUGGUUGUACUGGGGCCAGGGUCUGCGCGGCGACGUUAUUUUCGACGCGAGCCAUCGGGCCAUGAGAGAUACCGGCGAUGCUUUGACCAGUACCGGGUGUUGGUUCAUCUCAAGCUGA